GGAAUCAGUUUCCAUAUGAUAGUUGUUGUUAUUAUUUAGUUUGUAAACAAAGUGAAUCCUCUGCCGCCUAAAUCCUAGACGAACACAAAAUUAUCAAAGUUAAACCUCUCUUAACCCCCGUUUUAAUUCAAAAUAACGCCAACAAUCAUGUCCUCAUUGGAACGACCAAAAUUAUACACCACUUUGCGACAAAUGCGUCAGGCGGAAAAAUUACAACAUCAGAAGGUUCCUCCAUCAGGCGCCGGCGCUGCCGACAAUAUUCCCACAUUGCCCAGUGAGACCACAAAGAAACUUAAUUUCGGUGUUACAUAUAAUGUUUUUAAAAACCUACUGCCCUUGAAUGUGAACGACUCCUUUUUGCCACCACAGCAACCAUCAACGUCGAAAAGUAGUAAAGUGAAGAAACCCACGGAAACUACAUUGCAGCCCGACUUGCGAGACUAUCUGAAACCAAUGCCGCCACUAAAACACAUUGUUCCCGAACCGAAAUUACAGCUGCAAUUUGAUUAUUCGCGGGGAUUUAAUGUCUAUGAAAAUUUGGAUUAAUUAAUUUUAAUAUCAUUGUAUACAAAUGCAUUAUAUUUUU
Molecule: messenger RNA, 586 nt
Organism: Musca domestica (house fly)
Lineage: Eukaryota; Metazoa; Arthropoda; Insecta; Diptera; Muscidae
Gene: Rcd4
Product: protein PPP1R35 homolog
Exons: 1
Coding region: 148-546 (132 amino acids)
Source: RefSeq, a predicted model, not a curated record